AUGUCAAUUGCAGACGAGAUGGUAGUACUUCGGAAGCAACUUGCCCAACUCCAAUCCAAGCUCAAAGCUCUCGAGUUGCGAUUAGAAAAGGAAGUGUCAGCCCAAAUUGCAACGAUAAAGGAUAAUUCUAUCAUUAACGAUGUUCAUUUGACGAGUCCUCCCUAUCCUUCGGUCAAAUCAUCAACUGCAAGCACAGCCAGCGAGCUUGAGAAGAAGCGUACCACGAUAGAUAGCUUGCGCAAUCCGAUUACCUCUGUUUCACCAGUAACCGAGUUGAAAUCCUCAGCGAAGCCGACCGAAGCAACGAACUCGCCACCAACCAAGUUGAAAGCCUCAGCAAAAACGACGCUGGGCUUGUCAUUGAAGGAGAAGGCAGUUCGGACGAGUAAUUGGAACGACUUCCAGGCCUCAACCAUCUUGCUUCCACCGAUAACCAAGCCUGGAGCCCCGGUGAAUCCAAAGUCAGCAAAGACGCCUCCAAUACCGCCAAAUAACUUGGUCACAGCUCUCAAUACAAGCUCUGAGACCCCUCGGCUCUUUCAUCCCAAGCGAACCCGCAAAGCCGACUUGGCUAGCUCAAACAAAGAAGCCAACGACAGAAACUUGCAAGCUGUCAGUGAACUGCCGGUCACGAAAGAGCUCAACGCCAAUGCUCACUCUAAAUUGGAAGGGGCAGUACCAAAGAAAUCUGAGACAUUAGCUAUAACAAGAACUUCAGGAAACAAGAAAGCUGAAAUCAUUGAGCUCAAUGACCUGCGACGCGGCUGCAGUAGAUUUGCUCUCCUCAAGUACGACCCUGCUGUACUAGACCUCCUACCAACAUCAGUAAAAGAGAAACGAUUCAUCAGAACUUCAACAGUGACAGAUAUAGAAAACUUACAACAGGCUUCAGAAAUCUUAGUUAGAAGACAGGUGCUCGGUAUUUGGGAAUGGAGAGAAGGUACCUCGAAAGCUACACUUCACGAAUACAAGACACCUGAACUUGGGACUACUAUGAGCAACAGAAGAUUUAAGUUUGUUGGUUUUGCAUGGAAAGGUGCUUUAGGACAACAGCGCCCAAGAAUAGAAGAACUUCAUGAAGACAUCUCACAAGGUGCCGACACUCUCAGAUGGUAUUGGUUCAAGGAUCUCUGGUUACUUUUUUACUUUGAUUAA
Molecule: messenger RNA, 1155 nt
Organism: Puccinia graminis f. sp. tritici CRL 75-36-700-3
Lineage: Eukaryota; Fungi; Basidiomycota; Pucciniomycetes; Pucciniales; Pucciniaceae
Exons: 2
Coding region: 1-1155 (384 amino acids)
Source: RefSeq, a predicted model, not a curated record